GCCGAGAACGCGAAGGGAGGUUUCUGUGUCAGCAACAGUUGACAGCACGAGAAGAAAGCGCAAGGAGGAUGGCGACAGGUGACGCCGGUUCGGGCAAGGCCGUUCACCUCAAUAUCUACGUCGCUCGCGACAGCGGGUCAGUGGUGCCCCUCCAGUUCGACUUCGACUACCUCAGCCCUGACAUCGAUGAAGCCAAGAAAGAGGAGCGCGUCCAGCAGGUGCUGGAAGACCUCAAGGAGGCGGUCAUGGACGCCUGCAAGUGCCUUUCGCUCUCGGCCUUCCAUCCCGGCACAUCAGCCAUCCGUCUGAGGGGCAGCGAUGCACUCCAAUACGAGCUCACCAACACGCAGACUUUCGGCAAAACACUUCGCGAGCUCCUCACCCCGCCCUCGCCCACGGAGGCGGUUCUCGCAGCGGCCCUCUCAACGGAUGCAUCACCGGCGCACAGACGCCCCCCAUGCGACUACUACGUCGACUUCGGUGACGAGUCAUGGCGGGCGGCGCUUGAGAAGAGGAGCCAGAUCAAGAAGGACGAUCAGGCCCUGCGCAAGAUGAUGGAGAAGACACCUUUACCCAGUCCAAGUCCAGGGAAUGGUGGUGCGGCGGCCAGCAGCGGGUCAGGAGAGAGGCUGUCGGGAGCAGGGCAGCCUGCGAAAGAAGUGGCGUUCGCGUCGCCUGCCAGGACGCCCAAGUCUGCCGCUGCUGCGGCCACUGCCGACCAGUCGAUACCAAGGAUGGUGAGUGAGGAUCUGCUGCCGCAGGGGAUCGAGCUGCCAGAUUACGUAGUGAAGGUGAGCCAGGGAGGCGUGUCGGAGGGACAGAUACGUGUGUGCGCAUUGAUCCUUGGUCGUUGGUCGUGGGUGUGUAGACCAAGGCUGAUUUGCUUAAGUACAACUAUCAGCCGUCGGUGUUCGGCUGCUCAAUUCCCAAGGUAUGUGCGCACCGCACCCAAACACUGACUGACAUGACACAGGUCAGUCAUUGCAGUCGUUCGUGGGGGUGUGUCCUGUCUGCUUCAGGCUGUCAAGGAUCACGAGAAGAAGAGGUUGGAGGACGCUGAGUGGAUCAAACCGAGACUACUCAGGUAUACACAGGAAAGGAAAAGCACAACCAACGCGCCGAAGCGCACUUCACUUCACUUCAAGUGCCCUCCCUCUUUUGCCUCCAUGCAGUGGUUUGAGUUUCAGCAAGUGCAGCGCCAAGCACCCGCAGCGAAUCGAGCCGCGGAAGCUGCUGGCCAAUCCAAACUACACGCAAAUCACCAUCGAGGGCGGCAGGAGGGUCCGCACCAUACCCAUUCACGAGGUGCUCUCAAUUCACCUCGGUAGGUACGCCAGUGAGUGCGGGAGAGAGCGGGGCCGGCCCGCAGAAUGAAUGCAGACUUGACUUUGCUGCUCCCUCCCAUAUAUCUAUCCUGUGUGUGGUGUGUGUGGGGUGGGGUGUGUAUCAGGGAAGGCCUCUCCUGAGCUGCAAAAGAACCAAGUGAACGUGCCCGAAACGCACUGCCUCUGUCUGCACCUGCACAAACGGUACAGACAUACAGACAGACAGACAGACACAUACACACGCGAUGAGAGAGCACACGCCCUUGUGUUCAUUCACGAGCCACCACAUCACAUAUGCGCAUCGCAUUCGUGGCUCACUCACAUGACAUGUGUGGUCAUCACACAGGUACCUAUCGAUGCUCUUCGGCACACCGGAUGACCGCAACCGCACAGCCCAGGGCAUUGCCAAGCUGGUCAAGGUGCCCCUCUACGGCUAUGAUGGCAAUGAGUGCAUCCUGGACACCAGCGCCAUGGCCUGCCCGGACCCCUGCGUGGCCAUGGCCAACAACGGGGGUGUGGUGGUGCCACCAGCGAUGCCUGUGGUGGUGCCGGGCCCGCAGCAGCCGAACGUGUGAGCGAGAGCCCACCACAAGUUAAUGAGGUGGCUGCUUGAGUUAAUGGUCCGUGCCUGUGUCGACAGAGACUGUAACUUCUCGUC
Messenger RNA from Vitrella brassicaformis, 1983 nucleotides. Lineage: Eukaryota; Vitrellaceae. The record is from the annotation of a GenBank genome assembly.